UCUGUGAAUUAUAUUAAUUACAAGAUUUGUUUUCAUAAAACAAAAAGUCAAUAAAAAAAAAGUAAUUUUUUAUUGAAUCAAAUAUUUUUUUUUAUUAUUUUUCUAAUUCAAAAUAUUAAUUAACAGUGAAAAAUAUAUCUUUUAACCACGCAGUUAUUUUUAUUGUAUUUGAUUUAUUUCUUUACUCUUGAAAAAUAUGGCCUCGGCUACUAUAUCACCAACCGAAGAUGAUGAAUUGACCUUACCUCGUGCAUCGAUUAAUAAAAUGAUCAAGGAAAUUUUACCACAUGUACGUGUAGCGAAUGAAUCCCGAGAAUUAAUAUUAAAUUGUUGUACAGAAUUUAUUCAUUUACUUUCUUCUGAAGCAAAUGAAAUUUGUAAUCAACAACAGAAGAAAACUAUAAAUGCUGAACAUGUUCUUCAAGCACUCGAAAAACUUGGAUUUGGAGAUUAUAGUGCAGAAGCGGAAGCAGUUUUGCGAGAUUGUAAGGCUGUCGCAGCUAAACGAAGACGUCAAAGCACUAGAUUAGAAAAUUUGGGAAUUCCAGAAGAAGAACUUCUUAGACAGCAGCAAGAAUUAUUUGCAAAAGCAAGAGAAGAACAAGCAGUAGCAGAACAACAGCAAUGGCAACAAUUACAAGCAGUUGCACAAAUGGCUUCAAUGCAACAAGUCGAUAGCGAACAAGAAGAUUAUUCGUAAAAGUUUGUAGCUUUGUAUUAAUGUAUUUAAUCAAUUCAUUGACAACAAAUAAGAGAUAAUUGUUUUCAUUUUAACAAAUUUAAAAUAAUUGCAACAAUAUAUCACUUUAAUUUUUCUUUGA
Apis mellifera (honey bee) is the source of this 821-nucleotide messenger RNA. It is a transcript of the gene NC2beta, whose product is annotated as protein Dr1. The transcript is spliced from 2 exons. Gene Ontology annotation, cellular component: negative cofactor 2 complex. The coding region runs from base 197 to 700 and encodes 167 amino acids. Gene Ontology annotation, biological process: RNA polymerase II preinitiation complex assembly; negative regulation of transcription by RNA polymerase II; chromatin remodeling. NCBI's taxonomy places the organism in Eukaryota, Metazoa, Arthropoda, Insecta, Hymenoptera, Apidae. Gene Ontology annotation, molecular function: general transcription initiation factor activity; TBP-class protein binding; core promoter sequence-specific DNA binding. The record is from RefSeq and is a predicted model, not a curated record.